Messenger RNA from Misgurnus anguillicaudatus (oriental weatherfish), 3566 nucleotides. RefSeq names its product cracd like b (gene cracdlb). The record is from RefSeq and is a predicted model, not a curated record. NCBI's taxonomy places the organism in Eukaryota, Metazoa, Chordata, Actinopteri, Cypriniformes, Cobitidae.
GAAAUUUCAUUUUAUAGUGAGCUAUCCCUUUAAUAAUUCAUUUUAAUAAUUUGAAACGCAUCCCAUUUGUCUCUUUUUUGUUUAUUCUGGAAACUAAAGAAAAUGUAGAUUUAUGAAUAUAAUAUUUUGACAAUAAAAUAAAUACAUUUCCUAUAUAUUCUAUAUUUGGUUUACAAUGAGAAAACAUCCCAUUGGGCUCCAAUGCACCUGCCCGUGCGAUGUGACGCAAUGUGACAUCAUGAAAUGGGCGUGUCUAAUAACCUGAGCGCGCUGUUGUUCGAGCUCCUCGAGCAUUAUACGCAGGUGUGCUUUCCUGUAUCUCCAUCCCGCAAAGAUUGCAUUUCACCUGCGUAACACAGGACUUGAAUUGAUGCAUUCAUAAGUAGAGAAAAGGGAAGGUCAAGUCUGAAAGAACAAUGCUGAAAAGAUGUCAGUGAUCUAAACCAUUUAGGACUGGAGACCUUGUUGCUGAGGUUAAAGGCGCAGAUUUCUUUUGAAGAUAAGUCCUAGUUGCACCAGCAGAUAAAGACAUGGACUCUAAUCUUGGAGAAAUGGACAAAAAUGGAGAGGAUCCGACAGGUAGGAAGAAGUCACGGUUUAAGCAGCUGAAGACACGUUUUUUUGGGAAACUGAAGAAGAAGGAAAAUGAAGGUCUGAUGAAGCAAAGCCAAUCGGCCAGUGACAUCACUGCCCCAGAAGGCGAAAGAGAAAGCUACGAUUCUGAGGAUGACUUUUUGUAUCCUCAGUGCCUAAGCUCCAGAGCGCUUUCUCACGACAGCAUCUUCUUUACUGACCAGCCACAGUCCACAGAACCAACACGGGUUCUUUCACAAGAGAACGUGCAUGGAAAAAUCAAGGCCCUACAGUUGAAACUACAGCAGCAGAACUUACGUCUAGGACCUCCUCCAAUGCUGAUACCUGGCAGACGCACAGAAGACUCAGGAGCAACUUCAGAGGAUGACGGCUUACCCUGCAGCCCACCUGAGAUGUCCUUCCAUGAGCAAGUGAUGCAGGACGCCGUGUACAAGCAUCCAGAGUAUCAGAAUCAUCUGAGCUCCUUGAGUUUAGCAGGAACAGGAAGUGAAGAGGAGGAACAGGGUGACACUUUCCAGCCAUCAUCAAGACCUAUGUCCCCAGUUUCUAAGCCAAUCAUCUGCCCAACCCCAGCCACACCCCCAGCGGGAGUUGACUUCAAUAGCCCUGUGAGUUGUGCACCCGUCCUGGAUAACUCAGCUGCCCGCCAUCGCAUGUCAGUCAAACCGAGGAACCAGCGAGUCAGCACAAGGGCCAAUAGAGGGCCAACGGUAUCUAUCUCUCCAAGGCAUCGUUCAGAGAGCGUCAAUGAUUUAGACAACAUUCUGUCCGAGGAGGACGAUGAUGAUGAUGAUGAAACCAUGACUUCUACAGAGACCAUGCGCCAACGGUUAUAUUCCUCACCGACUCUGAAGCUGAGAGAGAAACCUACUUCUCCCGAACCGAAAGCAACCACUCCAUUACUGUCGGUGCAGAACGAGGAUGAUAAACCUACCGAAAUUAAUUUUCUGUCGACACUAAAAUCCGAUGUGUUAAUUGAAUCUCAGGUGAAGGUCACCAAUAAUCCUCUCUAUCUUCAGCCCAUGUUGUCCGGGUUGUCCUCAGGCAGAGCAUCACCUGUAGGAUUCCUAGAAUCCACACAAAUAUCGAAGGAAACUGAACCAUUAAGGGCCCAUUCACCCAUCCAGAAUCAUGACACCAACAAGAUCCAAAUUUCUGAUCGAUUUUGGAAAUCAAGUGAAAAUCUUGUGUGUAGCACAGACAAUAUGAACAAAGAUGGGAACCAACCAGAAACAUCCUUCAGACUACAUCCUGUGACUCACAUCAAAAAUCCUAAAUUAGAAAUUAGGAGCCCUUCUUCUCCAAAAGGAACCAUAGAUGCUUCAACAAAGCCUUGGGAGGUUGGACUAGAACCUUCUACACCUGAACUAUCUCCUAAAGGAGCAUCUGGAUCCCCUUCAGGAAAAGACACACAGACGCUUAACUCUGCAUCAUUUCAGUUCUCCAUUGCAUCUGCAAAGUAUCGCUCCAAAACAACGCAUAAUGAGGUCAAUUUGAAAGGUGCUUCGGGAAUCAAGAUCCAAUCUGUCAAACCCAACCCAGAACCACAGAAAGAUGAAGGAAGGGAGAUGAAACCAACAGAGUUGCAGAAUUACCACCAAUAUCAGACGCAAGAGACAAAGAGCAGUUCUCAUAGAGAAGUCAUAUCUCCUACUAUGUCCAAACCAACACCGGGAAACCAUCUUAAGAAGAAUGAGACGUCUACAGAACACGUGGAAGCAGAGAAAACAGAGGAACCCGAGGACAGGAAGAAUGCUUUUGGUGUGCAGCUUCGCACCACCUCGCUGUCUCUGAAAUAUCGAUCUGAUUUUAACAAACUUAAGGAUGAAACCAAGCGAUACAGUUAUGAAUCAAACCAAAUGCUAUCCGUCUCACAAGAGCAUGCUUGGAAAGCAGAGAUGCAAAAUAAUACAUCUGAUGGCAAUUCCAGAAGUAAGCCCAGUGUUCCCAGAAAACAAGAUUCACAGAAUCUGGAAUCCCAGUUCACGGCCACAGACAAUGUUAGACCAUCUACCCAAGACACAAUAGGAUCAAGCAAAGAUGCUGAAUCUAAGCCAGGCUGGAUGAGUUUAGCUAGAGAGAAGACCAAAGUUUACCACCCUCUCUUGAGCAAGUCACCGCAAAUCCUCUCUCCAACAGUACCUUCCUUGCAAAAACCAACCUUUCCACCGAAAACACAGCCUUUAACCCAUUUUCCAAUGAAAACACAACACACGUUGAACACGACGAAUCAGAUGAGCACACAACAGUCUUCACAAUUAACACAGAAACCUCUCUCCAAACUGGCUCCUAAUGGGAACAAAGAGAAGCCGAUCUCACCUGGCCGGAGAAUAGAGAACCCAUUUAGCCAAACAGCAGGUGGAGGAAGACUAGCAGACAAUAAGGAUAAAGGCACACCUGCAGUCAGGAACACUACACCAGAAGCUGAUGCACAGAAGAAAGCAACAGUCUUCAACAAGAUGGAUGUGACCACUAGACAAGAGCCCAUCACACCUGUCAACACAGAAGCACCUGCUGUUACAUCUGAGCCUUCACCGGCAUCAUCAUCUUCAGAGGUCUCUCAUCACCUGCAGCCUCGGUCAGAUGGAGCUGAGCCGUCCUGGAUGGAGCUCGCUAAGAGAAAGUCUUUGGCUUGGAGCGAUAAGACGUUAGAAUGAAGAGACGGACAUAUGAAGUGCUAGAAUGUUACGAUUAAUGAAUGUAAUAUUGUGUAAAUACCGAAGAAAGAUCACUGUGUGCUGCUAAAUUGUUUUGUUUAUAAUUCAUCGGCAGACACUUUUAUCCAAAACAAACUAUGUUGCAUUCAAUCUAUCAUUUUUUUGUAGUACAUGUAUUCCCCAGGAUUGAAACCCAUGGCCUUUGUAUUGCUAAUUCAAUGUGUCUACCAUUUGAGCACCAUACAGCUCUUGUUAUUCUUCAAUGAUCAAGUCUUCCUAUAUAUGAAAUGUAAUUAUUAAAGAACUUUAUCAGUA